CUCCCGGAGGCUAUGGCAGCUGUUGCUGGGGGGGGGCUGGAUCCCGGCUCGCCGCUGACCCUCCAGGGGGCCGUGCUGGGGCUGCUGUUGAGCCACCCGGGGGGCAUCCCCCUGCGGGAUUUCGGGAGGCUCUUCCACCAGCACCAUGGCCGGCGCCUGGAUCUGCCCCGGCACAGCUACCGCUCGCUGCGCCACCUGCUGGGUGACAUGAAGGAGCUGGUGGUCCUGGACGAGGAGGGCAAGGAACCGUGGGUCCGGUGCCGGCGCCCAGUCUGCAACCUGCUGCCGGAGGCCAUGCCCCCCAAGAGACGCUGCCAUCAUCCCCAGGUCCACAAGGAGGCGCCACCCGAACGGCAGCUGGCAGAGGCUCCUAAAUCAGCUCCCAGGCCUUGGAACUCCUGCCACCACCUGGCUGCGCCCCCGGGCCACCCGCCGGCCGGAUCUGCCCCGGGCACCAAGCCACUGCCCCUGCUGACCUUUGCCAACCAGCCACUGGGCCUGGCCACGUCCUGGGGGGCUGCCCUGAAUAGCCCCGCGCCGGCCCCCAGCCGGCUGCCCCGCCCCACCCGCCCGGCCAGCCCCCGGCUGGACCCCCCUGGGGCCGAGCAGGCCGAGCUGGAGCAAAAUGUGGUGCGGGUCCUGCGGGGCCACCCCGGGGGCAUCUCCCUCUUCCGCUUCCGCCAGGCCUACGGCGCCGCCUAUGGCCACCCCUUCCCCCUGGACAGCGCGGCCUCGGUGAAGGAGCAGCUGGCGGCCAUGCCGGGGGCGGUCAGGGUGCAGGGCUGGGGGGUGCAGACGAUGCUCUUCCCGGUCUGCCCCCAGGAGCUCCCCAGCGAGGAGACUGGUCUCUCCCCGUCUCUGCCGGAGGCCGUCGUUGCUCUUGCCAGCCCCGAUGUGGCGCCAGCCGCCCCAGCUGUGGUCUGUCCGUCUCCUUCCAUCUCUGCCAGCUCCCCAGAGGCCCCCCUGGCUCCUGCAGGCCCAGAGCAGCCCCCUGUCCUUUGCAGCCCUCCCCCAGGGCACAGGAUGGCACCGGGGUCCCCAGCUGAGCUCCUCAUGCCCCCUGCUGCCUCGGCAGCCCCCUGGCCACCAGAGACGGGAUGGGAGCAUGAAUCCCUGGGGCCCAUCACUGAGCAGACGGACGUCAGGGAGGGCAUCGCAACAGCUACACCAGCUGCUGGCACUGUGCCAUCUGAACUGGGGGCCGAGCUCUCCCUGCCAUUGGCUCUGGCAUCGUCUGUAUCCCUGUCCCCUGCAGGUUCCCCCUGCGGUCCCACCCCACCGCUGAGCCUGGACCAUGUGGUUGCCACAGAUGCCGUCCUCUACGGCCUUAACUCUGCCCCCAGCUCUGCAAGCUGUCCCAGCCCAAAGCCAUCCUUUUCCCCAGCUUUGCCAGGACCCAUAUCUGGUGUCCAUCCGCUGAUGGCCGUGCUCUCCCCUGAGCCAGCCUGGUCCCCCAUCCACGAUAUCCCUGGCACCGCAGAUUCCCCCAGGGAGAGACCACCCUUCAGGCCCCUGCCUCUGGGUGAGCCCAGCUUGGCAUCCCCCUACAAACAUCGGGAGGACGGGGGGGCACCAUGGGCGGCCAUCAAGCCAGAGCCCCGUCUGCCCCGAAUCUCCCCGCCCCGCCCCCCACCUAUGGGGAGUAAGAGGAAGCCACCCAAGCGGAAAUCUGACAGCUGUGUCCUUCUGUGAGGUGGGCAUUGUGAGUUGAUGGUGUCUGUGUGAAAUUGGCAUGGGGGGGGGCGUGAAAUUGACAUGGGUGGGGACAGCACAAUGGGCUGGGUCAGGCUGGAUAGGAGGGGGAUUGUAGGACAAGCACCCACAUGUGUUAGAAACGCUUCUCUCCUGCUCGGGGAGAGGGAGCCGGAUUCUGCCCCGGCUCCCGCAU
This is a messenger RNA of Mauremys mutica (yellowpond turtle), 1888 nucleotides long. Its product is annotated as nascent polypeptide-associated complex subunit alpha, muscle-specific form-like. The record is from RefSeq and is a predicted model, not a curated record. NCBI's taxonomy places the organism in Eukaryota, Metazoa, Chordata, Testudines, Geoemydidae. The transcript is spliced from 5 exons. The coding region runs from base 13 to 1692 and encodes 559 amino acids.